CGAGGGAAUUAAACAUUUUGACUCGCAAGGUUAACCAGGUUAACUUAGUCUGAAAGACGAACAUUUAACAAUUAAGAGACGAAUUGUCGAUUAAUCAGAAACAUCGGAAUAUUAUAUAAACAAAGCGACCCGUGAUAUCUGGCAAGCGUUGCCUCGGCAGAACCUUGUUGGCUCUUGUGCUCGUUCAGAAUACAGUUUCAAAUGCAAUGAAAAUAAACGAGAAGAAUAUGGUAGCUUUCGCGACAUCGGCUACACCGGUGGAUCGUGAAGGUUGGUUAAACAAACGUGGCGAAUUGAAUCGUGGCUAUCAGAGAAGAUGGUUCGUUUUGAAGGGAAAUAUAUUGUUUUACUUUGAUCGACGUGGCGACAAAGAACCAGUAGGUAUGAUAGUUUUAGAAGGUUGUACUAUCGAAUUGGCAGAGGAUGAGGAACAGUUCGGCUUUCAAAUUGUAUUUCAUGGUCCAAAUAAUCGAAAUUAUGCUCUUGCCGCGGAAUCGCAGGAAUCUAUGGAACAAUGGAUGAAAGCCCUGGCAUGUGCAAGUUACGAUUAUAUGAAAUUAAUGGCAGCGGAAUUGCAAAGACAAUUGGAUGCUGCGGAAGAGGAAACUACGUUAGUUGUGCCUCCCUCGCAAUCUCCUAAAGCUCCUCCGCGGCAACGACAUAAUCCUUUCAAUAGGCCCGAAUCGCAUCAUCGUUCCCAGAGUGUCAGAUCCGCUCCAGGUAGAACGGAGAACGUUCCUAGAACGAGGAUUACGUUUCGCGAACUGCACACUAUAUAUGGUAGAAGAAUUCUGGCAGAUUUAAACGAAUGGAGGCACGCGAGAAAAAACGUAGAGACACCUUUGAUCGCUCUAUAGCGUGCUGUGUUGCGUGUACAUUGUAAAUAUUUUAAUGGAAAAUCUGAUAUUGUACUUACAAAGUGUUACUAGAAUUUAUCAUUUAUUUUUUUAUAAUACCAAUGAAUUUUUAAUCAUUACAUUGCAACUAAAUAGCUUAGAUUAUUUUUAUCCCCUGUGUACGCAGGAUUUUUGUCAGACAUGUGUUUGUCAACAAAUAUUACCUGUCCAAUUAAAAUUAAAAAAGAAGAGACAAUAGAUCAGUUCUUACUCGUUUCGUUAUUAAUGAAGGCCACACGAAACGCGUGAUACUCCGCUAUUAGACAAGGUAAAAUUUUAUUAUUGUACAAAGUAAAUAUAAUAAACAGAAAGAU
This is a messenger RNA of Dufourea novaeangliae, 1210 nucleotides long. RefSeq names its product sesquipedalian-1-like. Gene Ontology annotation, biological process: receptor recycling; endosome organization; retrograde transport, endosome to Golgi. The transcript has 2 exons. Gene Ontology annotation, cellular component: recycling endosome; early endosome; trans-Golgi network. The record is from RefSeq and is a predicted model, not a curated record. The coding region runs from base 207 to 857 and encodes 216 amino acids. NCBI's taxonomy places the organism in Eukaryota, Metazoa, Arthropoda, Insecta, Hymenoptera, Halictidae.